Messenger RNA from Girardinichthys multiradiatus, 1329 nucleotides. RefSeq names its product zinc finger BED domain-containing protein 5. The record is from RefSeq and is a predicted model, not a curated record. The coding region runs from base 1 to 1329 and encodes 442 amino acids. Lineage: Eukaryota; Metazoa; Chordata; Actinopteri; Cyprinodontiformes; Goodeidae. The transcript has a single exon.
AUGAUUGAUGACACAGCAGCCAGCAAACUACGGGCCAUUCCUCUGUCUAAUAAUACUAUCGGUCGGCGCAUUAAUGACAUUUCAAAGGACAUAGAGGAGCAACUUAAUGACAAGGUGCGUGACAGCCGCUUUGCUCUGCAGAUGGAUGAAGCCACCGACAGUAACAAAGACUGCUUACUGAUAACUUACGUCAGAUUCAUAGAUGGAGAUGACAUGAGGGAGGAGUUGCUUUUCUGCAAACAAGUUCCCGACAGAGCUACUGCAGAGGAACUGUUUAAAAUCAUUGACUCGUACUUGAAAGAGGUCAAUCUGAAAUGGGAGGACUGUGUGGGGAUCUGCACUGACGGGGCGCAGGCUAUGGCUGGGAAACGAGGAGGGCUGCAAGCACUCAUCAAGCGCGUCUCCCCUGAUGUGCAGUGGACAGACUGCAUGAUACACCAUGAACCACUGGCGUCUAAACAGCUAAGCUCCGAGCUUAAUGAAGUAAUAACCGAUGUCAUCGCCACAGUCAACUACAUCAAAACACGACCUGUCAAAGCCCGGAUUUUUUCGGCACUGUGUGAGGAAAUGGACUCUGAGCACAAAGCCGUGAUGUUUCACAACGAGUCCCGAUGGUUGUCACAUGGGAAGGUGUUGUUCACGGUCUUUGAUCUGCGAGAUGAGAUCCGCAUCUUUUUGAAGGAAGAAGGCUGUGGACCUGCCCACAAAUGUCCCUGUAACAAGUUCCUAAUUAAACCUGCAUACCUCAGUGACAUAUUUUUAAAAGUGAAUGAACUGAAUUUGCAGAUGCAGGGCACAAACACACACCUCCCACAUGUGGCAGAUAAAAUCACAUUGUUCAUCAGAAAACUUGAGAUUUGGCAGCAGCGACUGAAAAACGAUAACGUGGACUCAUUUGAGAACUUGAAAUUAUUCAUUGAAGACAACAAGCUGCAGAACACAGUGAUCUCAUGCAUGCGAGCACACAUCUCUGCCCUUCAGAAACAUUUCCUGAAAUAUUUCCUGGUACAGGAUUCCAAAGAAUAUGACUGGAUCUGUGAUUCCUUCAGUGUAAAACUACCUACAAACUUCAGCACAUCAGAGGAGGAACAGUUCAUUGAUGUCACCUCUAAUUCAACAAUGCGGCUACAGUUUAAGUCAAAGACACUGGCUGCAUUUUGGACUGGAGUGGAGAAAGAUUAUCUACUGCUAGGUAAGAGAGCCCUGGCCAUACUUCUCCCUUUUGCCACAUCCUACCUUUGUGAGACAGGUUUUUCUGCUUUGGCCUCAAUCAAGACAAAAUACAAAUCAAAGCUGGACAUUGAAAACGAACUUCGAGUGGCAAUCUGA